CUAGAGCUCAUUAAGAUGAAGCAAACAGCUCGCGACGGAUCCUUUAUCGAACUAUUCACUAUGAUGCCCUGCGUCGGUUAUCUGUUAAUUUGUUUUGUGAAAUCAUAUAAAAUAUUGUACUACCGUCCCGUCUAUGAGAACCUAAUCAAUGAGCUUCGAGACAUGUGGCCACAGGACGCGGUGACGAAAGAAGAGUACGAUAUAGUGCGCUUAGCACUUGUUAGACUUAAACGCAAUAUCAAAGGUUACUACUUCUGCACAUUGGCUCUGUUUAUAUUAUUAUCGGCACCACCAUUUACGGCAAUGAUAAAGCGCACGAUGGGUCAAGAAGUGCCGCUAACACUAGCAUUCUCAUACUGGUUUCCCUUUGACCCUUUCCAACGAGGCCGUUUCGAAGUCAUAGCGGUUAUACAAACAUGGCACUGUUUCCUCGCGCUAGGUUUUAUGCUGCCCACAGACGCACUAUUCUGGGUAUUUCUGAGUCAUAUCACCACUCAGUUCGACUUGCUUGCUAUUAGAUUAAAGAAAAUGUUUUACGUACCAUUAGAUAGACAGCUUAUUGCGGAAUAUCCCCUAGCUCAAUACAGCUUGGAAUGUGAUACGAAUAACAACAACGAAACAGAGAAAGUGUAUCAAAAGAAAUUGGUCGAUGUUAUUUUGAAACAUCGUGCCCUGAUCAGGAUGUCCGGCGUCGUGGAGGAACAAUUCACAUUUUCACUUCUCAUAAAUUUUAUUAAUAGCUCUAUAAUUAUUUGCUUCUGUGGAUUCUGUUGUAUGUUUGUAGAGAAAUGGAAUGAAAUCACGUACAAAUUUUUCUUAACGACCGCCACUCUUCAGAUCUGGCUGGUUUGUUGGUAUGGACAAAAACUUCUAGACUCCAGUCAAGGAAUCGCUGAUGCCGUCUAUUGCAGUGGCUGGUAUAACGUACCGCAACGCGUAAAGAGUUUCUUGAUUAUUAUAUUUUACCGUGCUCAAAAAGAGGUGUACGUUACUACGUACGGAUUUUCAGUAAUUUCAAUCGAAAGUUAUAGUACAAUUUUGAAAACUUCGUGGUCGUAUCUAAUGCUACUAGUCAAUGUAUUUAAGAAAUAA
Papilio machaon (common yellow swallowtail) is the source of this 1092-nucleotide messenger RNA. Its product is annotated as odorant receptor 85b. The record is from RefSeq and is a predicted model, not a curated record. Gene Ontology annotation, cellular component: plasma membrane. The transcript has 10 exons. Lineage: Eukaryota; Metazoa; Arthropoda; Insecta; Lepidoptera; Papilionidae. Gene Ontology annotation, biological process: sensory perception of smell; detection of chemical stimulus involved in sensory perception of smell. The coding region runs from base 16 to 1092 and encodes 358 amino acids. Gene Ontology annotation, molecular function: olfactory receptor activity; odorant binding.